AUGGCGUCCGCGAUGGAGGCGGCGCUUGAGCCGAGCGCUGAGGUGGCGAAGGAGCAGGAACAGCCGGCUCCGGUGGAGGCCCCGCAGGAGGAGCAGCCGAGCGCUGAAGAGCCCGCGGAGGAGAAGCCUAGCAACGGCGAAGAAGCUCCGGCCUCCAAGUCUCCUGUGAACGCCGUUCGCCUUCGCGGCCUUCCGUGGGAUGUCCAGGAGGAAAAUGUCAUUGCAUUCUUCAAGCCGGUCGUCUCACUCGAGCCUGAACACGUCCUCAUCUGUAUUGGGUUCGACAAACGAACUACUGGAGAGGCCUACGUCCAGCUUCCCGACGCAGCCGUCCGCGAACAGGCCAUCAAGGAUCUCCACGGCCGUCUCCUGGGCACGCGUUGGAUUGAGGUCUUCCGCGCGUCGGAAGAGGAAUUCCAAAAGGCUGAUGAUCGCCGGAAGACCGUCAUGGCGGCGAUCUCCGGCAACACCGAGAGUCUGGAUGCUUCGCGACGAAUGAACUUGAAUGUCGUGAAGCUCCGCGGUCUGCCGUGGUCCUGCAACGAGCUCGAGAUCGUUCACUUCUUCAAGGACGGAGGGUUCGAUGUCCACACCGAUGACAUCGUGCUGGGCAUGACCGGCGACGGGCGCCUCUCCGGCAUUGCGUUCGUCGAGCUGCAGAGUGCAGAAUUGGCUGAGAAGGCCCGCGAUACUCUGCACAAGAAGUACAUGGGUCGGCGAUUCAUCGAAGUGUAUCCGGCGACCCGCGACGACAUGCACCGCGCCCGGCGCCCUGGUCGAGGCGGCUUCGACGGCUACUACCAGGGCGGCUACAACUCGGGCCCCAUGCGCGGGCCUGGCCGCGGUGGAUUCCGCGGCGGCAUGGGCCGCGGCGGCUACAGCGGCCCAGCCUCGCCGUAUGGCGGCGGCUACGGCGGGGGAGGCUACGGCGGCGGUGGCGGCGGCUAUGGAGCCGGAGGAGGCGGCGGCGGUUACGGCGGGGGAGGCUACGGGGGCGGCUACGGCGGUGGCGGCGGCUAUGGAGCCGGAGGAGGCGGCUACGGCGGCGGCGGCUACGGCGGGGGAGGCUACGGGGGCGGUGGGGGCAGCGGGGGCUACUCGCCCGCCGGCCCGCACGGCGGCGGUAUGGAGGGCGGCAACUGGAACUACCAGGUUCUGCGGCUUCGAGGUCUGCCUUACAGCGCGAACGAACAGCACAUUGUGCAAUUCUUCAAUGGCUUCCACAUGGCAGCGAUCCUUCCCUCGACGAUCCCGAUUGACGGGCGCCCUUCUGGCGAGGCAUACGUGCAGUUCGUGGACGCCGGCGAAGCCUGGCGAGCCUUCCAGGCAAAGAACGGCGGCCGCAUUGACAAGCGCAUGAUCGAGCUUUUCCCCUCCUCCAAGCAGGAGAUGGAGUUUGCUGCGCAGGGCGGAGACCCCCGAGUUUUCAGAGAACGCAACCGAGGCUAUUGA
Molecule: messenger RNA, 1452 nt
Organism: Besnoitia besnoiti
Lineage: Eukaryota; Apicomplexa; Conoidasida; Eucoccidiorida; Sarcocystidae
Product: RNA recognition motif-containing protein
Exons: 9
Coding region: 1-1452 (483 amino acids)
Cellular component (GO): ribonucleoprotein complex
Molecular function (GO): RNA binding
Source: RefSeq, a predicted model, not a curated record